This is a messenger RNA of Seriola aureovittata, 1912 nucleotides long. RefSeq names its product twinfilin-2. The transcript has 9 exons. Lineage: Eukaryota; Metazoa; Chordata; Actinopteri; Carangiformes; Carangidae. Gene Ontology annotation, molecular function: actin filament binding; actin monomer binding. The coding region runs from base 262 to 1320 and encodes 352 amino acids. The record is from RefSeq and is a predicted model, not a curated record. Gene Ontology annotation, biological process: positive regulation of neuron projection development; barbed-end actin filament capping; actin filament depolymerization. Gene Ontology annotation, cellular component: actin filament; myofibril; cytoplasm.
UCACACUGUCACACUCUCUCAUCGAGACAAGACACACUCAGAGACCCUCUACUUCAGCAGUCAGAACAGUACUUUGUCACAUCAUCUGAGGUGAAGGACAAUUUUUACAACAGGCUCUUUUGGUUGGACUUCAGUGCCUCUUGACUGGACUGAAUAUUUGGGCCUGGUGCUGUGGAGCUCCAGUCUUGUCUGCUGCUUCUUCUCUGUCUCUCGACACCCCUGCUGCAGCGCCUGGCAGGAGGAAGAGACUGCUGACCCGCCAUGUUUCUCGCACUAGUGGUGACGCCAGAGCUGAGGGAGUUCCUGGCCAGAGCAAGAGGUGGAGCAGUGCGCCUCAUCAAGGUGCGCAUCCAAGACGAGCAGCUGGUGCUAGGGGCCUACAGAGAGCCGGAGAAGAGCUGGGACCAGGAUUAUGAUCACUUCCUGCUUCCUCUCCUGGACGAGCAGGAGCCCUGCUACGUCCUGUACCGCCUUGACUCACAGAAUGCACAGGGCUAUGAAUGGAUCUUCAUAUCAUGGUCUCCUGACCAGUCUCCAGUGAAACAAAAGAUGUUGUACGCUGCCACCCGUGCCACAGUGAAGAAAGAGUUUGGUGGUGGCCAUGUGAAGUAUGAGAUGUUUGGCACAGCUGAGGAGGACGUCUGCUUGCUGGGCUACCAGCGUCAUGUGUCAUCCUGCUCAGGUCCUGCCCCGCUCACAUUAGCUGAGCAGGAGCUCCAGAGGAUCAAAAUCACAGAGGGCCGGGUUAAACAGGUGAAGACAGAGAUCAGUGUGGAGUGUAAGCAUCAGACACUUCAGGGCCUUGCUUUCCCUCUGCAGGAGACAGCCAAAAGAGCCCUUCAGCAACUUGCCCAAAAAUGCAUCAACUACAUACAACUGAGGUUGGAUGUAGAGAAGGAGAUAAUCGAGCUGGUCCACUCCAACCCGACAGAAACCCGAGAUUUGCCCUGCAGAGUUCCCAAAGACACUCCCAGAUACCACUUCUUCCUUUACAAACACUCCCACGAAGGAGACUACCUGGAAUCUGUCGUGUUCAUAUACUCCAUGCCAGGGUACAGCUGUAGCAUCAAAGAACGAAUGCUAUAUUCCAGCUGCAAGAGUCGACUACUGGAGGAAGUGGAGAAAGAUUACCAUUUGGAAAUUGCUAAAAAGUUGGAGAUUGACAAUGGAGAUGAACUGACAGAGGAAUUUCUGUAUGACGAGGUCCAUCCCAAGCAGCACGCCCACAAACAGGCCUUCGCUAAGCCCCGUGGCCCAGCAGGAAAAAGGGGACACAAGCGCCUCAUUAAGGGGACAGGAGAGACCGUCCAGCCCAGCUAGAGGCGGACUAAUAUUCUCCUAUGGUCAUGCCUGCAGUUCCAGCCCUCCCCCAUUUCCCCAGACCCACUAACACCUCGUCAGGCACGGACAAGUGAUGGAUGGAUUGAUGGAUUCCCUCUGCCGUUUGUGUACUGAAACAGUUGUGAUAUAUAACAAAUAUGUUUUUGAUGGGAGUGUGCUGAAAAAAUAUCUGUCUCUCUAUGUGUUUCUGUUUCUUAUGUCACAACCAUCCUCAGACAAUGACAAAUAGAUAGUAAUAAACAAGUAUCUAAGAAAACAUUACAAGUAUAACAACAACAACAACAAAAAUCAUUCAUGUUUUUUUGAUGACUUUCUCCAUUUGGAAAAGAGUUAGACAGAUGGCCUUGUUGUUAUGAUGCUCAUCUGUCUGGAUCUUCCAUACAGUAGUUAUUAAAAAAAGAUCUGCAGUUUACAAUAUAAUAGACGUGUACUGAAUUGUAAAUGCACAGUCAGAUGUUUUAGGCCUCAUGUCUAGCCUCCAGUAUACGUUUUGUAUCAAUAAUGUUUGUAAGAAAAAUACAAUAUGAAUGGAAAUUCUAAAUAAAGUCUUGUUUAUACUGUGGUAUUAGGA